Molecule: messenger RNA, 549 nt
Organism: Aspergillus melleus
Lineage: Eukaryota; Fungi; Ascomycota; Eurotiomycetes; Eurotiales; Aspergillaceae
Exons: 2
Coding region: 1-549 (182 amino acids)
Biological process (GO): nuclear-transcribed mRNA catabolic process, RNase MRP-dependent; tRNA processing; intronic box C/D snoRNA processing
Cellular component (GO): ribonuclease MRP complex; nucleolar ribonuclease P complex
Molecular function (GO): ribonuclease MRP activity
Source: RefSeq, a predicted model, not a curated record
AUGUCCCCAAGCAUAUCCUCAGAACCGACAUCCGUCAAACGGAAAGCCCCCGAUGCCGAUGUCUCCUCCACAGCCAAACCAUCCUCCUCAUCAUCACCCGUCACUAGCUUCACAUCGCGGAAUCCCCCAUGGACAUAUUUCAAACUCCAACUAAUCCACCAACCCGGCACCUCCCCUUCCGUCCAAUCCGCACCCCUCGACCCCCUCACAGCACGCACCUAUCUCACCUCCGCCCUGACCCAAUUCCUCGGCCUAACCGGCUCCACGAUAUCCAUCGACAUCCUCAAAACCACGCCGACAACCACGUCCGAGACGCCCCAGACACAAUCAUCUCCCCCCACCUCCACUCCCGCUACCAUCCCCAAAAUAGCCUGGAUCCGCGUCCCCAGCGCCGACGCCCCCGCCGUGACAGCGGCGCUGAGUUCCUGGAUCGGAGGAAACGCCGGCGGAGGGGUCGUCGGCAGCGUGGCGUGGCGGGUGUGCGCGAAGGGGAAUUAUCUAGGCGCGUUGGUGAAUGGGAAUGGUGGAAAUUUGUUUGUUCCUGAGUAG